Monoraphidium neglectum is the source of this 1830-nucleotide messenger RNA. RefSeq lists its product as hypothetical. The record is from RefSeq and is a predicted model, not a curated record. Bases 1 to 1830 code for a protein of 609 amino acids. Lineage: Eukaryota; Viridiplantae; Chlorophyta; Chlorophyceae; Sphaeropleales; Selenastraceae. The transcript is spliced from 14 exons.
AUGCGCCGCUCGCGCACGCGUUCGCGCGCGCACGUGUGCAAUACGCACAACCGACCCCUCGCUCCCCCUGGUCGCAAGGGCGAUGGCAACGCACGCGUGCGCCUGGACGAGCUGGCGCUGACGGAGUGGUUUGGCCACAUGGACCACCUGAUGCCGCACACGCGGGUGUCGCUGGCGGAUCUCACCUGCCUCGAUGACGGGCACUGCGCCGGGCGCGUCGAGGGGUCGAUGUCGCCCUCCCCCCUGCCGGCCCAUGUGCGCCUCAACUUCAGCUGCAACGUGGUGGUGGUCCAGAAGGGCGAGGUGCUGGAGACCUACGAGCGCGCGGUCAACGCGUUCAGCCGGCCGGUGGACCCCGACUUUGAGACGGGGACGCAGCAGGUGGAUGCGCUCAAGUUUGAGCCCUUCAUUGAUUCUUUUGUGGAGGGCCUCGGCUUGGACCGGGGCUACACCAUGAUCGUGGUCAACCCCAAGUGGUCCUCUAGUUUGGCAUCCUAUGGGUUCAGGGCCGGCUACAGUGUCGACGAGAUGAUGAUGCUGCAGGAGCAGGUCCCAGAGAUGCGCGCCCUCAGCCUCAGCCACUGGGACGGCGAGCCCUCCCCGCCGCGCGGCCACGCGAUGGGCUCCCACGGCUUCUUCGCCGGCGGCUGGAGCCACCGGUCCCAGAAGUUUUCGGUCAGCCAGCUGCAGUCUGAGAGCGCCGCCUGGGUCCGCAAUGCGCAGGCGUACCUCGCCGCCGAGGAGGACCACAAGCGGAAGCUGCUGCGCGCCAUAGGGCCUCGCACAAAGGGCGCGCUCAGCGUGGCGCGCGCGGUGGGCAUGCUGCGCAACCGCCAGUCGUCCGAGGUGGCGCAGCUGCUGGGGGCGAUGAUCACCAUGCCGCCGGAGCACUUCCACAACCCCAAGUGGCGCGCCAGCCACCCGCUGGAGGACUGCCUCACGCCCGCGUGGGUGGGCCACAGCCGCUGGCUGCUGCUGGACCUGACUGCCCAGAAGGCGGACUGGGGGCCGGCCCUGGGCGGGGAGGGCGUCGUCGUCGCGGGCUCUAUUCCCGACGUCCCCUCGAUGUUUUCGGAAGUCCAGGAGGCACGAGAGGUCGCGCGUGAGGACAAGUUUGGGGAGGACCCGCGGCAGCAGCAGCUGCGCGAGGACCUGGCAGCCAAGGCGGGCCAGGCCUCUGCUGCGGCGGCGGCGCAUCAUGAUGCGCAGCACGAGGCGCGGCGGGCCGCGGCCGAGGAGGCGAAGCUGCAGGGUGUGGUGCACGGCGUGGCACCCGGCCAGGAGGCGCAGCUGGGGGAGGGCACCGAGGAGCAGCAGGAGGCAAAGCGGCAGGAGGCGCUGCUCCACGCUGAGCUGGACAUGUACGAGGCGUUUGCGCUGCAGCACUGCCACAACCGCCGAGACCCGCCCGCCGCGUGCGCCGAGGCGCGGGAGCAGUCGCUGGAGAUCCGCCACGAGCUGCAGCAGCUCUCGACACAGUCGACGACCAAGAUGCGGGCGUUCAGGGAGCACCACUGGGAGAUCUUUGGCUUUGACGAUGACGAGGACGGGAUCAAGGAGAUCGCCGACGCCAGCAGCCGCGCCAAGGAGCACUUCCUGGGGCAGCUGUCAGACAUCCUGUCCCACGGCCUGCGCCAUGUGGUGGCGCCCCCCAGUGCUACCUGGCACCACAGCGGGUACCUUCACGACAGCGCGUCGCCCUACGCCCACAAGGUGCACUUCAACGUGCACACUGUUUUCGACAACAGCCGCAAGCUGGGGGACUGGAGGGCGCGCGGCGUGAGCUUUGACAUUGAGCAGUACAAGGCGCAGGUGGGAUCCCCCAUGUAA